Cetraspora pellucida is the source of this 548-nucleotide messenger RNA. NCBI's taxonomy places the organism in Eukaryota, Fungi, Glomeromycota, Glomeromycetes, Diversisporales, Gigasporaceae. The record is from the annotation of a GenBank genome assembly.
AUAAUGUCACUGACCAAGAACAAGAUAAUGUCACUGACUCUGAAUAUGAAGAAAGUACAGAAAAAACUUUCAAGCGAGGUAGAAAAAGUGGGAUGGAGUUGCCGGUGUAUGAACCAAUAGAAAAUUAUAAAGAGACUCAUAAAGGUUAUGCUACACUGCCGCAUAAAAUGCAGCAAAGUACUAUUAGUCCGCUUGCAUUAUUUCAUUUAUUUUUUACUGACUAUUAUUUACAAACAAUUGUAAAUAAUACUAAUAAUUAUGAAAAAUUAAAACGAGCAAAUAGUUUAAAAAAAGGUCAUGUUUGGACUUUAUUAACUUUAAAGGAGUUAAAGAUUUGGAUUGCGAUAGUCAUUUAUAUGGGAAUUUACAAAAUUCAUGGUAUUGUAGAUUUGUGGAAUUCAGAUGAACAAAGAGCUAUUCAUAACAUUAGUCAAUUUAUAUCAAUAUAUCGAUUUCAGCAAAUUAAACGGUUUCUUCACAUAUCUAAUCCAUAUAAGCCUUCUUUAUACUGGUACUCUAAAAUUGAACUAUUAGCAUUGCAACUUUGA